This is a messenger RNA of Alnus glutinosa, 1625 nucleotides long. RefSeq lists its product as uncharacterized. NCBI's taxonomy places the organism in Eukaryota, Viridiplantae, Streptophyta, Magnoliopsida, Fagales, Betulaceae. Gene Ontology annotation, biological process: Golgi vesicle transport. Gene Ontology annotation, cellular component: membrane. The coding region runs from base 202 to 1218 and encodes 338 amino acids. The record is from RefSeq and is a predicted model, not a curated record. The transcript is spliced from 6 exons.
CUCUCUCUCUCUCUCACAUGAGCUUUCUUUCUCUCUCCACCUUCUUUGCUUCACCGUAGCAGAGAAGAGAAGAGGAGAGAGAGAGAGAGAGAAGCAAGUCCCAUCUAAUCCAUUCGAGCACCAUUCAUGAGUGUUAGGAAUUCCUGAAAGUCUCUUUCGCUUUGUUGCUAUAGAUUUUUGCUGUUGUUGGUGGUGUUGAAGAUGAUGGUUGCAAACAGCUUUGAUCUAUGGCAAAAGGACUCCUUCUUUUCUGCGGCCGAGGAGGUUCAAGAAUCUGCCGAUGCAAUGGAAUCAGCAUACAGGACAUGGGUAAGAGAGAGGAGACAAACUCUAUCACCAGAGGAUUUGGAUGAACUCUGUAGGGAGUUGCAAACUGCUUUAGGUACUGCCAAAUGGCAGUUGGAGGAGUUUGUGAGGGCUGUCAGGUUGAGCUAUGGACAUCGUGGCAAUGACAAUACAACAGCUAGGCAUAGACAAUUCAUUGAUGCCAUUGAAAACCAAAUAUUGCAUGUCGAAACAGCGUUAAGGGAAUCUUUUAAUGAGGAAGGAAAGCAACCCCUUCAAUGGGUAAACCUGGAUGAAGAUGAACGUGAUGAGUUGGCCACAUUUCUCUCUGGCAGCUCCCAGAGCUCACAAAGUGCAAAAGAUGAAUGUUUAGAGCUCAGACCUUCCAUGAAAAGCUCUCUUUUGGAGAAUCAUGCUCAGAGAAAAGAUGCAGACCUCAAGUACAGUCCUGUCUAUGACACAGAUUUUUCUGAUGAAAUGGAAGGUUUUAAAGAUGUUAGUUGUGUCAAGAAGGAUGGAAAUCAUGUCAUAAAUAUAAAAUCAAAUGAAAUUCAUGGAGGGAUGGAUGAUAUAAUUUGUCAACCAGAUAAAAUGACUAAUAAUACAAGAAGAACGUGGAGUUCUCCAAAUUUUAGUGAAUUGAAGAUCAUAAUUCCUGAUGAAGAUGGACAUAUAAACAAACUAAUGCUGAGCGUUGAGGACACACCUAAAGAAAAAGGAUUGAAACCUGUCUUCCGGAAGCAAAGGCGCGGGGAGUUUCUUCAGGUCCAGGGAGCGGUUAGUUUGUUCAAUCAGCUCUUUGGUCGGGUGGGUGGCUUCCAGAGACAAUUGCAAAGUCCACUACACUUGCCGUUCCGUUGUUCUGUUCAAGUUACACUCGCUUUGAUGCUAACUAUUUUUUUGAUUGUACCUUUUGUAUUUUAUUCAGCUUGAUAAAGUGGUAGGUGUAUGGCACGUGAUCAAGAUGAGAGGAAUUGGAGCCCACCUUUCUAAAGCAAGGAAAAAGGAAAGUUUGAAAAAGGGAUACCUGUGACUCCAAAGUCGACAUCUUCCCAACAUGUAUGAAGUAGGCUAAACCACCUCUUUUAAAGUAGCAGAAGUAAAACGGGCAACAGGAAUAGGGGUAUCCUUUUAGAGUUCUGGAUGCCACAAAAUGUAAAUACAUUCAUGUUGCCAUCGAGUAAACAAUACCAUUUGAAUUCUGCUCAAAAAGCUAUUCAUGCUUGCUUGUUAAGGCCCCAAAUCCAUGGCUUUAAAUUGUCUAACUUCGUGCCUUUGCUUAUGGUACUUUCAUAGUAGGGCUCAUCUUUAUAUCUAGUUGCAGUAAAUGUUUUCCAGUC